Messenger RNA from Halichondria panicea, 1751 nucleotides. Its product is annotated as leucine-rich repeat-containing protein 74B-like. The transcript is spliced from 11 exons. Gene Ontology annotation, molecular function: calcium ion binding; protein binding. Bases 75 to 1646 code for a protein of 523 amino acids. The record is from RefSeq and is a predicted model, not a curated record. NCBI's taxonomy places the organism in Eukaryota, Metazoa, Porifera, Demospongiae, Suberitida, Halichondriidae.
GUAUUACGCAAGACCAUCACAUGAUGCUAGAGAUCUAUCGAUAGUUGUCAUGGUGUUUGAAGCUUGAAAACAAGAUGGCAGAUGAAAUGGACGUUGCUGUGGAUGUUGAUACUCUGAAAGAUGAAGAUACUAAGGAUACGGAGACGGGUCCCCCUCUGUCCUCCACUGGGUCUGCUGGAGGCUCUGAGGAUGCUACUGGCCAUGGGUCAGUGGAUGGGCAGGAUCAGAUUGAUGACCUCUCUGAUGAUGACUUGUCCGACACUGGCUGGGAUACUGACUUGGAGAUUGAAGCUGAUGAGAAGGAGGAGUAUGAUGUAACUGGUGGUAAGCUGUACCUACACACAUGCCAGACACUAGGCAUCAUCCCAGCCUCUUACGUCCUGCGCACCAUUCAGGCCCAGGAGACUCACCUCAAUCUCUGUCACCAUGGCGUCGGACCCAAGGGAACCAAAGCCAUCGCAAUCGCACUCACCUCCAACACCAAUGUGACUUACCUGGACCUGAGUGACAAUGGACUGGGUACGGAGGGAGCCAUUGCCAUCGCCACCAUGAUGAAGGAGAACUGCUACAUCACUCAGUUGGAUCUGUCAGACAACAAUAUGGGUGCUCCAGCAGCCUACGUUAUUGCCCCCCUGGCGAGCAUCAACAGCACACUGGUCCAUCUCUCUCUUAGGGGGAACAAGUUCGGUGACAAGGCUGUAGAGCCUCUGGCAGAGCUGCUACGAGGCAGCUACCAUAUCAAGUUCCUGGAUCUGAGUCAUAAUGAGUUUGGAGAAGAGGCUGGAAUCAUCCUGGGUCCAGCAAUAGCUGACAGUGAGGUGUUGCAGACUCUUGAUCUGAGCUGGAACACUAUCAGAAGGAAAGGAGCUACUGCAAUAGCUGAUGGACUUAAGAGCAACCAAUCUCUGGGGGUGGUCAGUCUGGCGUACAAUGGGUUUGAGAACCAGGGAGCUGCAGCACUAGCAGACGCCCUCAAGGUCAACUCUACACUGAAAGAGCUGGAUAUCAGUAACAAUCGGAUAGGCACUGACGGAGCUAUUGUGUUAUCAAGGGUUCUACCAAUCAACGACACCUUGAAGGAAUUCAAGAUUGGGCAGAAUCCCAUAAGAGACCCCGGGAUUAUAGCUUUCCUAGAUGCUGUCAAACUGUGCACUAGUACCACUCUACAAACUUUAAGUUUCGAAGGCCUCACAAUCACUCUUGCUAUUGAGAAGACACUCCAAGAACUGUCGAAAUCACACAAACACUUGACCAUCUCUCAUGCGGGAACAGGAGGCUACAAGCAUCCUAAACCCAAGCAAGAACCAAUUGAAAAAUUGGACAAUUACUGUAAAGAGAACAAUGUUGUUUUGAUAGACUUAUUCAGAUCAUUCGAUAAAGAGCAGAAGAAAUUCCUUUCGGAAGAAGCUUUCAGGAAUGCUUUAAAGCACAUCAGUGCUCCAUUGAUGGAGUUUGAGAGACAGAAGCUGAUCAAAGAGUUCACCACCACACCCCCUGACACACCCCCUGCCGAGGGAGAGGAAACAACUGAAGUAAAGAAACCUUCCGCUGAUGAUGAAGACUCUCCUCCUGUGUUCGUGGAUUAUAGGUUACUUGUAGAGACUGCAAAAGCACUAAAGACAAUGAAAACUAAACAGUCUGAGUAGAGUUCAUUAGGUCUGUGUUGCUUGUGAACAACUCUAUGUCCGUGCUUGUAUAAACGUGUCACCUUGCUUUCAUCAAUGCUACAUAUCUCUAUUUGCCAGAUUGAA